CUUGCGAACCACUUAUUGCUGCGCCCGGUUUCUUAUCUGAUAUUGUAAAGUUUAGAAUUUCAUCAUCUCGACAAGCCUUACGCCAUUCAGAAAAAAUGAGUCGUGAUAAAAAUCAGCGAAAGUCACAGGAUUGCGCACCAGUAGGAUGCAGAAGUUCAUUCACUACCGCAUUCAAAAUGGCAGACUACUUUGACGAAUUGGGCUGCGAGCCGAUCACAGCCGAACAAACCCAAAACCACCAGCUGAUGCUGAUGGUUCGCUUCCUGCAGCAAAAUGGAUUUUUCGCCGAUGAGCUAAGCUCAGAAUCGUUGCCACCGCCGGCCAGUAAGGAGCUGGUAAAAAACCUACCAGAGAAGUUGGUAACCCGAGAGGACGAACGCUGUGCGAUCUGCAUCAAACCGAACGAAGAUGUGAACGAACCAUUCCUGGUGCUGCCCUGUAAGCACGAUUUCCACAAGUCCUGUAUCCUGCCUUGGUUGGAGAAAACCAACAGUUGUCCUCUGUGCCGAUUUGAGAUGAAAACUGAUGAUGAAAACUACGAAGAGCAAAAAAAGUUUCGCCAGAGAGCAGUCCAACGAGAGCAGGAAAUAGAGGAGCUCCACAAUUCUAUGUACGGCUGAUUGAAAGUCGCUUUCUGUAGGCUAAAUUAACAAGAUGUCGCCUGGUGGAUGAUGGAGAUCUGCAUUUGGUAUCUAUACGAUGAAGUUUUACCUGUAAAUGGAAAUGUACUAACGGAUGAGUGCAAAUAAAACAUACUAAAUUAGUAAAA
Wyeomyia smithii (pitcher-plant mosquito) is the source of this 769-nucleotide messenger RNA. RefSeq names its product E3 ubiquitin-protein ligase RNF181. Gene Ontology annotation, biological process: protein ubiquitination. Gene Ontology annotation, cellular component: cytoplasm. The transcript is spliced from 3 exons. Gene Ontology annotation, molecular function: ubiquitin protein ligase activity. Bases 96 to 620 code for a protein of 174 amino acids. The record is from RefSeq and is a predicted model, not a curated record. NCBI's taxonomy places the organism in Eukaryota, Metazoa, Arthropoda, Insecta, Diptera, Culicidae.